AGCACUCAUCCAUAUUCCAUAUCCCAUAUUCCAGAUAUAUAUAUAUAUAUAUCUACUACUACUACUACUACUACUAGACUAGACUAGUAUUGCAAAUAAUUAAUUAAAUGGCUUCGAAAGCUCCGAGCGAGGAGACGGAGAGGUGCCCAAUUGAGGAAGUAGCCCUAGUGGUGCCGGAGACUGAUGAUCCCUCACUUCCAGUGAUGACAUUCCGGGCAUGGAGUCUGGGUAUCACCUCCUGCGUCCUCCUCAUCUUCCUCAACACCUUCUUCACUUUCCGGACCCAACCCCUCACCAUCUCCGCCAUUCUUAUGCAAAUCGCCGUUCUCCCCAUCGGCCGCUUCAUGGCCGCCACUCUUCCAAAUAGGCAAGUCACCCUUUUCAGAAUUUGGACCUUUAACCUAAAUCCAGGGCCGUUCAAUAUCAAGGAGCAUGUGAUUAUCACCAUUUUCGCCAAUUGUGGGGUUUCUAUUGGGGGCGGAGAUGCUUACUCCAUUGGAGCCAUCACCGUCAUGAAGGCCUAUUAUAAGCAAACCCUAAGCUUUCUUUGUGGCAUUCUCAUUGUCCUCACUACUCAGAUAUUGGGAUAUGGAUGGGCUGGAAUGCUGAGAAGGUAUCUGGUUGAGCCUGUUGAAAUGUGGUGGCCUUCUAAUCUUGCUCAGGUUUCUCUCUUCAGGGCUCUACAUGAGAAGGAUGCCAAGUCAAAAGGACCAACAAGGAUGCAGUUCUUCCUUAUAUUCUUUGUGGCGAGCUUUGCUUACUAUGCUCUGCCGGGCUAUCUCUUCCCCAUGUUGACCUUCUUUUCAUGGGUGUGCUUGGUGUGGCCUCAUAGCAUUACUGCUCAGCAAAUAGGAUCAGGUUAUCACGGUCUAGGAGUUGGUGCUUUCACUCUGGACUGGGCUGGCAUAUCUGCAUACCAUGGCAGCCCUUUGGUUACUCCAUUUUCCUCCAUUCUCAAUGUAGCUGUCGGUUUCAUAAUGUUCAUCUACAUUAUAGUUCCUUUGUGCUACUGGAAGUUCGACACUUUCGAUGCUCGGAAGUUCCCCAUAUUCUCCAAUCAGCUCUUCACCACCACAGGGCAGAAGUAUGAUACAACCAAGAUAUUGACACCAGACUUUGAUCUCAAUGUAGCAGCAUAUGAAAAUUAUGGGAAGCUCUAUCUCAGCCCUCUGUUUGCACUGUCUAUUGGUUCAGGUUUCGCCCGGUUUACUGCAACCAUUACCCAUGUCUUACUCUUCCAUGGAAGUGAUAUAUGGAAGCAAAGCAAGUCAGCCAUGAGUUCUGUGAAGCUGGAUAUCCAUGCCAAGCUCAUGAGGAAUUACAAGCAAGUUCCUCAGUGGUGGUUCCUUAUCCUUUUAGCAGGAAGCAUAAUUUUCUCACUGUUGAUGUCAUUCAUCUGGAAAGAGGAUGUGCAGCUGCCAUGGUGGGGCAUGCUCUUUGCUUUUGGAUUGGCUUGGGUGGUUACUCUUCCCAUUGGAGUCAUCCAAGCCACCACAAAUCAGCAACCUGGGUAUGAUAUUAUAGCGCAGUUCAUGAUUGGUUAUGUCCUCCCUGGAAAGCCCAUUGCCAACCUCCUGUUCAAGAUAUAUGGACGCAUAAGCACUAUCCAUGCUCUGGCCUUCCUCUCCGACCUCAAGCUCGGCCAUUACAUGAAAAUACCACCCAGAUGCAUGUACACCGCUCAGCUUGUAGGAACCGUUAUAGCAGGGAUUGUGAACCUGGGUGUAGCAUGGUGGAUGUUAGAUAGCAUUGAGAACAUCUGCGACGUGGAAUCAUUGCAUCCUGAUAGUCCAUGGACUUGUCCUAAAUACAGGGUCACCUUUGACGCUUCAGUAAUAUGGGGGCUCGUUGGUCCCGGUCGGCUUUUCGGUCACGGCGGGCUGUACCGAAACUUAGUGUGGUUGUUCCUCAUUGGAGCAGUGCUACCAGUGCCAGUAUGGGUGCUCAGCAAGAUAUUCCCUGACAAGAAGUGGAUUCCCCUCAUCAAUGUGCCUGUGAUCUCAUACGGGUUCGCCGGCAUGCCUCCGGCGACCCCUACAAACAUAGCAAGCUGGCUUAUCACCGGAACCAUCUUCAACUACUUUGUGUUUAAAUACAGGAAGAACUGGUGGCAGAAGUACAACUAUGUGUUGUCAGCUUCACUGGAUGCAGGGACAGCGUUUAUGGGGGUCUUGCUCUUCUUUGCGCUCCAGAAUGAAAACAGAAACUUGCACUGGUGGGGUGCCAGCGAAGUUCUUGAUCACUGCACACUGGCAUCAUGCCCCACCGCACCUGGAAUUGCCGUCAAAGGAUGCCCCGUGUUCUAGGGACUAGAGCAAUAUAAUAAUAUUUUUAUAUUUUUAUAUUUAUUUGAACAUCGUAGUGUGCUUACUGCUGCUUAAUUGGUGGUUCUCUUCUUGCAUUCUGUGCCUCAUUAAUUAGUGGUUCUUCUUGCAUGGAGGAGAAUGUACAGUCUACAGCGGCUACCUUCCUUUGUCCUAAAUGCAAUAACUAGUGUUGGCAUGACC
Molecule: messenger RNA, 2507 nt
Organism: Dioscorea cayenensis subsp. rotundata (Guinea yam)
Lineage: Eukaryota; Viridiplantae; Streptophyta; Magnoliopsida; Dioscoreales; Dioscoreaceae
Product: oligopeptide transporter 3
Exons: 6
Coding region: 108-2306 (732 amino acids)
Biological process (GO): transmembrane transport
Molecular function (GO): oligopeptide transmembrane transporter activity
Source: RefSeq, a predicted model, not a curated record